Arctia plantaginis is the source of this 492-nucleotide messenger RNA. The record is from the annotation of a GenBank genome assembly. Lineage: Eukaryota; Metazoa; Arthropoda; Insecta; Lepidoptera; Erebidae.
AUGUUGUCUCUGUACCGCGCAUGGCUUGGGCCGAGUCCGUGCGUUGCGAGGCCCGCUCCACCGCCCGGAGCCCAUAGACCUGUACCGCGACGAGCUCGAGCACCAUCACCAUCUGUAUCACCACCACCACCGUCCCCUUCGUCAACGACCUCUAGUGAACUUGACGUGGAACGUAUAGAAGCUCCUGAACCACCAAAGCGUGAAACCAACACUGUCUUUGACAUCGCCUCUUGUGACGGGCCUGUGCGGUUUAGUCGGGUUCUUAACGUUGCUUGGCGCGAAAAUUCUCCGGAACGCAACUGGCCUUGCAGGCAUCGUAAAUCCCAGACCAGAACUACUCUACACUACUACCCUUGUAAAACUUGCGGUUCCAAGUUUCCUUCAUAUUAUUUUGUGCACAAACAUCGCAAGAGCUGCCAUGCCGAGGAAAGUGCUUCGGAACCGAACGUGCCGGAGCAAGAACCGGAACCUUCAACAUCUAAAGCCAAGUGA